Messenger RNA from Thrips palmi, 638 nucleotides. RefSeq lists its product as uncharacterized. The transcript has 5 exons. The record is from RefSeq and is a predicted model, not a curated record. Bases 288 to 638 code for a protein of 116 amino acids. NCBI's taxonomy places the organism in Eukaryota, Metazoa, Arthropoda, Insecta, Thysanoptera, Thripidae.
CGACGCGACGGCAACGGACGUUUGUUUAUGUUUGAAACAGUGUCCCGUGUGUGAGUUUGGGAGUGUGUCGUGACGAAAUAGCUGCGCGGUGCUCUGAUGCGCUUGGAGCUAGUACAUGGUCACUUUGAAUCGAUUUGUAGUCAGCAGCGAAGGACCGCACGGCUCGCCGCGGCUCGGCUCCCGCUCUGUGGGACCUGUGGCGGCUGACGGACUCUACCGACUCUACAACCGUACUGGACUGCACCAGCGCGAGUGACGCUUGACGCGCUUGGCGCGCUGAGAGCGUGAUGGCGGCCCCCGACGCCCGCCUGGACUCCGACAACGCCACCAUCAUCGAGAUCAAAGGAGGAUCGCUCGUCAGCUUCGCCCCGUCGGUUCCCUUCGCCGUCUCAGAUGAUUCAAGUGACGGCAAUAAGGAUCCCGAUGAAGCCGAGACGGGACAGCGGCCAGACGGGCCGACGGGGUUUGCCAAGCCGCGGCCCGUGUCCGGGGCCUCGCGAGUCUCCGUGCCCGGCGUGCCCUCGACGACGUCCAUCAUCAAGGCGUCCUCCCUGCGGCACCCGGACGCGGGCACCGCCCUCAAGGCCUCCAAGUGGGUAGCCGCGGCGGCGCCUCCCGCGUCCUGGUUCAAAUGGUGA